Molecule: messenger RNA, 1400 nt
Organism: Thalassophryne amazonica
Lineage: Eukaryota; Metazoa; Chordata; Actinopteri; Batrachoidiformes; Batrachoididae
Gene: lysmd2
Product: LysM, putative peptidoglycan-binding, domain containing 2
Exons: 3
Coding region: 186-830 (214 amino acids)
Source: RefSeq, a predicted model, not a curated record
AACUUGAGCUAGCGGCAGCAGCGGUCCCGUUUGUUUGAAACAUGUCUCCGUGUCCGGACUGCCGUGUUUAAUGUAUCCGAGACUGGGAGUCUUCCUGCGGCACAAAUAACUACUUUAUUUGCAGUGAGUCACCCGGAGCUUUAAAGGCACAGAAGCGGGGUGGUGUGGGGUUUAUUUGGGAGAAGAUGGCGGAGUUCUCGCCCGUCCUGUCGAUUCGGGAUGCAGGAGGACGGCUUGUCCAGCCCGUCUUCCCUCGGUCCAGGUCCGGCUCGGAGUCAGAGAGCGAACUCUCCCAGAGUUUGGCCCGGACCAAGAUCCGCUCGUACGGCAGCACAGCCAGCGUGACGGCGUCACUGGGGGAGAAAUACAUCGAGCAUCGUGUUACGGACAGCGACACCCUGCAGGGCGUCGCGCUCAGAUACGGAGUGACGAUGGAGCAAAUUAAGAGAGCCAACAAGUUAUUCAGCAAUGACUGCAUCUUCCUGAGAAACAGCCUCAACAUCCCAGUGGUGUCAGAGAAGCGCUGCAUAUUUAAUGGACUGUCUCUGGAAUCUCCUGAUGGGGAUUUGGAGACAACGUGUCAAGAAUCCAAUACCUCCUAUGCUGUGUUGCAGGAUAUUGAUGGGCCCUCCCCACCCCUUUCCCCACCUGCUGAUGAUUCCAAACCUGUCCAGCCCCUACCGGAGGAGCUGUCAGCCAAAGACUUCUUACACAGACUGGACUUACAAAUUAAACAAUCAAAGCAGGCGGCGCGCAAGCUGAAAGAAGAGGAAGAAGACAGGAGCAGUGAGGGGACCUCUACAGCCGCCACGACAUCAUACCAGAUUUAAAGACGAGCCACAGUCACUCAGAUGCGCCUCAUUGCUCAGUUUUCUUAUGUUGCUUUUACCAAAAACCAUAUUAAAUUGGAAAAAAAAAUGUCCCAUUUGCCUUUCAUUUGUCAAAAUGUACCAAUUAUAAUAUACUUGUAUAUGAUUGUUGCGGUUUUGUACAGGUUUACGUGGAGGCUCGUAGCAAAGACACAAGCUGCUGUACAGUACCCACCUGCUGCUUACUUUUGCAUUAACCGGUUGCAGAAGGAUUAGCUUGUUAGCUAACUGCUUCUCAUGUUCUAAAUCCCAUCAUAGACUAGCGCCACCACCAUCGGCAAGUAUAUCUCCUCUUCGGUGUCCACCCCCUCCGUAUGUGCACAAUCCAAACAGGAGCAGCGAAUGGACUUGAGCCUUUUAACUUGUUUGCUUUGUACAAAUAUUUAUUGUCCUUUUUAGAGCUGAAGGAACUAUAUAUUUUUGAAGUGUGAAUGCAUUUGUGUAUGCGUGUAUCUGUCUGUGACAGCUGUUUUAAUGUGCUUUACAAUUCUGUUGGUUUUAUUGAGGGAGAAUAAAUAUCUAUUUAAAGGA